Ectocarpus siliculosus is the source of this 1566-nucleotide messenger RNA. NCBI's taxonomy places the organism in Eukaryota, Phaeophyceae, Ectocarpales, Ectocarpaceae. The record is from the annotation of a GenBank genome assembly.
AUGAGAGCAUCCCAUGUCUCGGCGCUCCUGGCUCUGCUGCUUUCUUUCUUUCAGCAUACACGUGCAUGGACGGCACCGCUGCCGCUCUCUGGCGGACUCAUCGCCCCGGGUCAGCAGAGCUUCGUUGCAACGCCGGUGACUCCGUCUGUAACAGCAACAACCACCAGGAGUAGCCACGACUGGAGAGACAGGAGGCGCCAAGUCCCCACCUGCAAGCUGGACCGGCUGCCGGUGCGAACCCUCAAGCGCGUCGUGCCGUUGCGGCCGACGCCGGAGAAGUACCUCGCGCACUUCGGGCAGACGCCGCUCGACCGGAGGCGCAAGAUGGUCAACGUCCUCGGCGGCCUGUUCGCCUUCUACUGGGCGGCGUUCUUCGCGACUCGAAACGUCUACGUUCUCGGCCCGGGCGGCAUCAACGCUAUCGCCUGGCGAGGUUCCUGCCUCGCGGUGUUCCUGCAGACCUUCUUGAGACCUGUGGUGGGGUCCUACAACCGCGCCCUUGAGCUGUGGGGAGCCGGGAGCAGGGAAGCGAGGAGAAAGACGAAGGGAGCCCUGUUCACCGGAAGGGUGACCAAGACGGGGUUUGCGCUGUCGUCCCAGGCGUCGAACCACAGGGCCCACUUCCAAAUGCUGGUGGAGGACGAGAGCGGGAGAGAGCUUUUGUUCGACGUCCCGCAGGUUCCGGAGUACCGCCGAAUCCGAAAGGGCAUGCACUGCGCGGUGGUGGUCCUAAGCCGGUCGUCCGGCUUCUACGAGCUCACGGGUGUGACGGAAGCCUACCUUCCAGAGCUGGAUCUGUUCGUCGGACGGUUCCCGCUCCUCGACAAGCGGAGGAGGAUCAGCGGCCGGGAUUCGAGUUCGAAGCAAACAACGGAAAGCGCCGCUACGUGAGAGAACCUGGAAGUACCAAAAGGUCUCCGGGCUUAACAAGACGAAAGUUACUCGAACCCCACCACCGCCCCACAUCAAGAGCUGCGCAGUCGCUUCCGCAUCAACCCCGCAGAGAAAGCAAGAACAAGCCUUGUUGAGCAAAGUUCGAGUGAAUCGCACGUGUUGGCGCCAUGUGAAGUGGCGGCGAACCUUUUUUCGUUUUUCACGUUCGACACACGAAGGCCAGAGAUGUGGCUCGACUCAAAGGGGCAGUGUUCGAAGUCAGAACCGACAGCUGAGAUGAAGGUCGGCUUAUGUUUGCAGCAGCGCGGUUUGCGGUUCGCGGCUGCUGGUUUAAGGCGUGGUGCGAGUUGCUUGUUGUGCUUGUGACUAUACGUUUUGUUCCGUGCUGAGUGUUUCCCGUCGUUUGGCUCCUCUGUCUUGUGUAUUGUUUUCUUCUUGCGGGCUUUCGUCUGCCCUCCACCCUGUUGUUUUUUGUUUUUGUAUCGUUUGUCUUUUCUAGGAAGAAGUUUUGCUGCUUCAAGAGUGGUUGGAUUCGCUCUCUUGUAUACGAAUGUACCAUAUUUGAGGACACUGGCUAUUGUCGGAGACAGAUGCCGGUGCCGUGGCAGUAUUAUCCCACUGCCAGGGGAAGGCUAUUUCCUCUCGUGAUGUGUAAACGAGGAGAAGAGGGUA